Messenger RNA from Hemisphaericaspora subhashii, 1185 nucleotides. It is a transcript of the gene HRQ2, whose product is annotated as Hrq2p. The transcript has a single exon. Lineage: Eukaryota; Fungi; Ascomycota; Pichiomycetes; Serinales; Debaryomycetaceae. The record is from RefSeq and is a predicted model, not a curated record. Bases 1 to 1185 code for a protein of 394 amino acids.
AUGGAACUAAACUUAACUACCAUAGAGGAAUACACCCAUCAGAAUACGAACAUAUUCACCAUUGCAGCCGCAACCACCACCAUUAUCAUCAUAAUCGUGUCUCUUCUCUACUUCUUCCCUCUCCCAUUCUCGAAGAAAUCCAAGACGGCCCCUACCGACACCUAUUCAACCUCCAAUGAGAUUCCCAAACCAACUCCAGUCGCAUCGUCGUUCAAGUGGGACGAACAUCCACCACUCAAAUCAUAUCCCUUCAAAGAUGCAAUAUAUAAACUCACAAUGGGAAUUCGCACCAUCGAUAUCCUGGACUGGCUCCUCAUCGAACCAACUUAUCUCAAGUCAAUUUCUCACAAGGUUAGAAUCAUCAAUAAUAAGCAUGAAGAUUAUCCUGCUGAUAAAGACUUGAGAAACUCGACGUUAUUUGUGACUCCAGAGGCUGCGGACGCAAUUAGGGAGUUUUAUGACAUGGUUAUGACAUACCUUGUGACGAAAUAUCCGAUGUACUUUAAGGUCAAGGAUGGGGAAUAUUGGAACUUGAUUACGGAGAAGAAAUAUCCUGUAAAUUCCGAAGAUGUUGAAGAUGUCGUUAAGCUUGAAGAAUACCUUGCUGAGAAUAUCGAAGAGGAUUUUAUUAUCUUAUUGAAAGAUGACCAAUCCACUGUAGAUGAAUACUAUUUCAAAGCUGGAGUUUUUGCCUUUGCGGCAGGUUUCAAUCCUCAAGACAGGUUUAAUAAACCUUUAUCAUUCAUUCAUCACCCUGUCCCAUCUUAUGAAUCGAAAUUGAAGCUAUCAAUGAAUAGAUAUUUCCAAAGAAUGACCCCAGGGCAAUUCAUCACUCGCUCAAACUUCUCCGUCCAAACCCAUGGUAAGUACUAUGUAGAUGAUUCAAACAAGGGCCAUAACUUACCAGAAGGAUUUGUUCAGACUGAACUCCCCUAUGAGGAACUAGAUUUCGAAAACCAGGUCCAUUAUAGAAGUGAAAGGCAGACUUUAACUAAAUUGCCCAAAUCAGGUGCUGUGGUGUUUACUAUCCGGACAUACUUGAUGCCAAUUGCGCAAGUAAAGGCAGAGGGUGAAGAGGUGGCUAUGAGAUUAAAGGGGGCAAUUGAAAAGUUGCCACCGGAUAUUGCGCUGUAUAAGCGGGCUGAUGAAUGGGGUCCAGCCGUGUGUAGGUAUUUAUCUGAAUGA